CAAAAAUGUCUGUUUAUAAUGGCUUUGGUACAAGAGGACAAGAGACUAAGUAUAACAAGUAUCUUUACAAUCUGUGAUUUCUGAUGCAACAUUCCAUGAGCCAAAUGCUUCAAGGCGAUGAAAGGUGGGAUGAAAACCGAUUUAAGAAGUACUUCUUCAAAAUAAUCACAAGAAUGAGAGAACUUGAGAGGGUAAAAUAUUUACCUCCCAAAUUCUCCUAUGCAUUUGAGAAUCUUUGUGGUCACUAUCAGAUAGAUCUCCCAGAAUAUACACAGAGUAAAACCAACCAGAGGUUGGUCAGGACAAGCUAUACUAAACAACUUCAGAGGAAUAGCUCUAAAGGAUCAAGCAGUGAAAGUUCCACUACAGGUAGCAUGCUGGGCUACUUCCGCAAGAACAGGCCGAACUAUAGCAAUAAAUCUUACUCUAGUGAUUCUAGUAUGAGUGUUAACUCUCGUGGCUACAAAAAGAGGAAGACCAAAACUUCUAGAAAAUAAUCUCAGAAGUGGCAAAGGUGUUAGAGUACGAAUAAUUAAGAAAAAAAAUAAUAGAUUCCACAACAGGUCUGCAAAAGGACACUCAAUGUCAAGCGUAAAAUCCUCUCUGAAUAGCCAUGAAGAUAUCAUUGAUGAAAGAACCGAUUCUGAGAGUGACGAACUUAACCAAACGGAUUAUAAGAAGAGACGGCAAAUAGAGGAAAAGAAGAUUGGAAGAACUGGUAAGGGUGAUUCAAAAUCCUCCCAUCUCUACACAAUCACGAAUAAUACAAAUAUUAUCUACAACUCUGCAUUUCCGAAUCUCAAAACUGAGAAGGUGGCUAAUAGGUUAGUAAAACGAAAAAUGGAAAAUACUUCUGAGAUUGGCUAUUUGAAUUUUCCAAACAGAUCAGCUCAAAAGAUUUCUCAAAUGAGUAAUGAACCUCUGAUGAAGAAGAACAUGGCGAGGCUAAAAUAACGAGAUACUUCAAAAAUCAGCAGGAAUUGGAGGGGCCCUGACUCAAUUUAAGAAGAAGAAGCAACGCAGAAUGAUAAAGCAAAUGAUGAAUGAAGAUAACAGCGGGUAUGGAAUAAGCGCUUAUUGUUCAAAAGAAGGCAUUGGUAAAAAGAAGAAUACUCUAAGAUCAAAAUACCAUAGUACUGGAGGAAGAAAACCUGAGUUUUAUUAAGUGGGUUUCAAUUUUAUUCAAAA
Moneuplotes crassus is the source of this 1188-nucleotide messenger RNA. The record is from the annotation of a GenBank genome assembly. NCBI's taxonomy places the organism in Eukaryota, Ciliophora, Spirotrichea, Euplotida, Euplotidae.